UGGGGAAACUGAUUUGAGCUUCGGUCCGUGUCCUUGCUAUUCUCGAAUAAUUUUGUUCCCUUCGGUGUUUUUCAGGUUUUAAGAGGAAAAAGUUUGUGAAGGAAUAUGAGGUACUAACUCUUUCCUCUCGCCUGGAGAAGCUAUACAAGAUGUCAAAAAAAAAAAUGUUGACCCUGGGGCUUGAACUUAACCGACUCAAUCUAUGUGUUAUUUCUUUGCCUCAUCUGCGACAGUACUAGAAUAGAAACCUUACUACAGUGCGCAAGAAAUCUGUCUCUGCCUUGGUGGAUCGUGAUCAGGAGAAAACUCCACCUGCUACUUGCGACAUGUCUCCGAAGAAGAAGGAGAAGCUUAUUUCAACUGCCAUGAAGAGAACUAGUGAAUGGGUUUUCUCUCAUGGGAUUCCAAGUGAUGUUACAGUUCAAGUUGCAGAGGCUUCCUUUUUCUUGCAUAAGUUUCCAUUAGCCUCUAAGUGUGGAUACAUAAGGAAACUGAUCUCAGCAUCUAAUCAUACUGAUGCUUCCAUCAUUGAACUCCGUGAUGUCCCUGGUGGGGCAGAAGCAUUUGAACUGGCAGCGAAAUUCUGUUACGGGAUAAAUUUUGAGAUGAGCGUAGAAAACAUUGCUAUGCUUCGCUGUGUUGCAGAGUAUCUUGAGAUGACAGAGGAUUACUCUGUUAGAAACCUGGUGGGAAGAACCGAUGCUUACUUGAAUGAAGUAGCACUUAAGACUCUUCCAGGGGCUGUGUCUGUAUUACACAAAUCAGAAAACCUUAUUCCUAUAGCAGAGAGAGCAAAACUGGUAAGCCGAUGCAUAGAUGCCAUUGCAUAUAUGGCAUGCGAGGAAAGCCAACUCUAUACUUCUAGAGAUGAGAGUGGCACAGAGGAUAUAAUUUCUUCCAUGGCAUCUCAUCAAAGGGACAUAAUCGAUUGGUGGGCUGAGGAUCUAACGGUUCUCAGAAUAGACAUUUUCCAGAGAGUACUCAUUGCGAUGAUGGCCAGAGGGUUUGAACAGUUUGCUCUUGGUCCUAUGCUGAUGCUUUAUGCGCAGAAAUCUCUACGAGGAAUUAAUUGUGAAGGGAAGAAGAUUGAGGCUGGAGAAGAGCACGAAAAGAGGGUUGUUUUAGAGACAAUAGUGAGCCUUUUGCCAAGGGAAAAGAAUGCAGUUUCGGUGAGCUUUAUAUCUACGCUGCUUCGGCAAGCUAUAUAUCUGGAGACAACAGUUGCUUGCAGGCUUGAUUUAGAGAAGAGGAUGGCGAUGCAGUUAGGACAGGCUGCUUUAGAUGAUCUUCUUAUUCCUACUUAUUCACUCACAGGAGACACAUUGUUUGAUGUGGAUACAGUGCAGAGAAUCUUGAUGAAAUACCAUGAAUCUGAUGCAGGGAAAAACUUGGCCUCCAGUGCAGAUAGCGAAUACUUUUCUCCUCCACAAACUGACGUGGAGUGGGUGGGAAAGCUAAUAGAGAACUAUCUUGCUGAAAUAGCCACUGACCGUAAUUUACCAGUUACGAAAUUCGUGAGCCUUGCUGAACUAAUUCCCGAACAAUCAAGGCCAGUAGAAGAUGGGAUCUAUAGGGCCAUAGACAUCUAUCUCAAGGCUCAUCCUGCUCUAAGUGACAUGGAAAGGAAGAAAGUUUGCAGUGUCAUGGACUGUCAGAAGCUAUCUCGGGUGGCUUGCUCACAUGCUGCUCAAAAUGAUCGUCUUCCUGUUCAAACUGUGGUUCAAGUUCUUUAUUAUGAACAGCAACGUCUUCGCGACGCCAUGGAAGGCUCUCCUUCUGCACCUUCCAAGUUCAGUCUAUACCCAGCUGAUGCUGAUCACUUUCCAAAUGACGUCUCCAACUUAAAAAAGGAAAAUAAGGAGCUAAAAUCAGAACUUGUGAAAUUGAGAAUGAAACUAAGAGAGAUUGACAUGUCCACGCCAAUGUCAGCAGUUAAUAGUCCUGCUUCAAAUGCUUCACCUUCUGCAGAUAAGUUCCUUGUGCCUCGAAAAUCUCUCAUAAACUCUCUAUCCAAAAAAUUACUUACAAGGCUUUCUCCUUUUCUGCGAGCCAAAGAUCAGACAAAAUCCAGUAAAAAUCGACGCCACUCUAUAUCUUAAAGACCAUUGAAGAAAUUAAUGAGUGCCCGACAAGGAGCCAAAUGCAGCUCAUGAAAGUUGGCGUGUCAAUGAAUUUUGCCACUGCAACACCCAUUUCAUUGAGCUUUUAUAUUAGCUCUUUACCUUAAAUGUAUAGUAAGUGUGCUGAAGAAUUUUAUUCUGUGUGAUGCUCCUGUAGAUUAUAUCGCCACGGUUCUGUUCCUUUCAUUCAGAACUGUAUUGUAAAGGAUUGUGUGAAAUACGGUGGGAUUUCUGGGUGAUUACUUGAAUUGCAGUUUCGCUGUUGAGAGACAAUAAUGGUCUAACGCCAGAAUGAUCCCGACAGUUGACAUGGCAAGUGAUAUAGAGGGAUCGUUAUUACAGUUUUCCAUGAUGGUGGAAAUAUGAUAGGAACACAUUUGAUUUCCUUAUUAAGUCCACAAAUAUUUUAGCAGUUGAUCGGUGACAUGUGGGUCAAGAUGUGCAUUAUAACAAGCCUAGAUCUUCCAAAAUAUAAAAAGGACCACAAGUUCAAUGAAUA
Neltuma alba is the source of this 2619-nucleotide messenger RNA. Its product is annotated as BTB/POZ domain-containing protein SR1IP1-like. The record is from RefSeq and is a predicted model, not a curated record. The transcript is spliced from 5 exons. Lineage: Eukaryota; Viridiplantae; Streptophyta; Magnoliopsida; Fabales; Fabaceae. Bases 327 to 2099 code for a protein of 590 amino acids. Gene Ontology annotation, molecular function: protein binding.